GGAGAGCCGAGCCGCCGGGCGCCAGCGCAGCCGCGCCGCGUCCUCCUCCGCAGUGGUGGCGGCCGGCCCCGGCCCGGUGCCCAGCCGAGCCGCCCGGGCCGGCUCGCGGGGCUGCCCGGAGGGCCGCGGCCGGGCAGCUGUUGCGCCGCGAGGGGGCAGCUGCGGAGUUCCAUAACCAUAGCAACCGCAUCAGCACCGCGGCGGCGGCGCGGGCAGCAGCGCUCGCUCCUCCUCCAGGCAGCCUCGCCGCGGGCACCGGAGACCCAGCUCGCGGCCGCCCGGACCCCGCGGAGCGCCCACCGCCGCUGCGGAGAGCCGGCAGGGAGCGAGCCGGCGCGGCCCGGAGCCGAGGGGAGCCCUGCAGCGGGAGACAGGUAAUGAACCAAAAAGAUCAUGUCUGAAGUACAAGGAACGGUUGAGUUUUCUGUAGAGCUACAUAAAUUUUAUAAUGUGGAUCUCUUUCAGAGAGGGUAUUACCAGAUCCGAGUGACCUUGAAGGUGUCCUCAAGGAUCCCCCACAGACUGAGCGCCUCCGUCGUCGGGCAGACAGACGGCAACAGCCUGCACUCCGCCUGCGCCCACGAGAACGCCGUGCACAGCCGGAUCUUUCAGAUCUUAUACAGGAAUGAAGAGGUGCCCAUCAAUGACGCCGUGAUCUUCCGAGCUCAUCUGCUCUUAGACGGAGAAAGGGUGGAAGAGGCACUAAGUGAAGUCGAUUUUCAGCUCAAGGUGGAUCUCCACUUUACAGACAGUGAACAGCAGCUGAGGGACGUGGCGGGGGCACCCCUGAUUAGCAGCCGCACGCUCGGCCUGCACUUCCACCCCCGGAGAGGCCUGCACCACCAGGUCCCCGUCAUGUUCGACUAUUUCCACCUGUCGGUGAUCUCGGUGACCAUCCACGCGGCCCUGGUGGCUCUGCAGCAGCCCCUGAUCAGUUUUACCCGUCCGGGAAGAGGGUCCUGGCUUGGUAAAGGCGGCCCAGACGCGGGACCGGAGCAGUCCAGCCUCUCUCUGGAGAACCUGGUCUUCGGAGCUGGGUACUGCAAGCCGACUUCCUCGGAGGGGAGUUUCUAUGUGCCCUCGGAGAACUGCAUGCAGCACGCGCACAAGUGGCACCGAGAGCUGUGCUUCCUGCUCCUGCACGCCUACCGGGGGCUCCGCGCCUACUUCCUGGUCAUCAUGAGGGACGUCCCCGAGCUGCCGCACACGGAGCUGGAGUCCCUUGCUGUUGAGGAAACGCUUUCUCAGCUGUGCUCUGAGCUACAGGUGUUGAACAAUCCAGAGAAGAUCGCUGAGCAGAUAAGUAAGGAUCUCGCCUGGCUCACCUCCCACCUGAUGGCUCUCUGGACCCAGUUCCUAGACACGGUGACUCUGCACUCCCAGGUGACCACUUACCUCACCCAGGAACAUCACACCUUGAGGGUCCGAAGGUUUUCUGAGGCCUUCUUUUAUAUGGAGCACCAAAAAGUUGCAGUCCUGACCUUUCAGGAAAAUCUGAUACAGACCCACAGCCAGCUGUCUCUGGACAUCCGGAAUUCAGAGUAUCUCACCACCAUGCCCCCACUGCCCGCAGAGUGUCUGGACAUCGAUGGUGACUGGAACACCCUACCGGUUAUCUUUGAGGACAGAUACGUGGACUGCCCUGCAACAGGGCACAGUUUGAGUGUUUCCCCUAAUUUUGAUGUUCAAACAAGUCCCGCAAUAAUGAAUCUGAAAGACAGAGAAGAGAGCCCUGUUGUAAAUAGAAAAUCACCUUUCAGGGAAGACCUUGUCUCGCCCGCCAUGAAACCACCCCAGAUGGACUCUGACGAGGAAGUUCUGAGGUGUCCAGAGCCAGAUGACAGUGCAGCUACACCAGAACGCGCGGAUGUGUGCUCCGAAUCUCAGGUGUAUCUGACAAUUGGUGAGGUCCAGAACAAGGCAGGUUUGCCUGAAGAUGAAUGUUGGGCUGGCCCGAGGGCCGAUGUUGGAACACGUCCCCUGGCAGAUGAGGACCUGCCCAGAAGGAGGCCGGGUCCAGAGGAUGGCCAGCCCCCGGUACUCACCUACAUUGAUGUGAAAUCUAGCAAUAAGGACCCGUGCGGCCCUGAACCCACGGUGGUCGUUAGUGCUCAGCACGAGAGUGGGCACUCCCGAGAUAACUAUGAACCCGCCAGAACUGUGCCGGGCAAGGAGGUAUCAGGUACAAGUCGUCCACAUGCCAUCUCUUCAGAGAAAACAACACUCCGUGAGUUAAGUCCUCUAGGAAAGGUUGCAGACCGAGAGGGCAAGGUGGUGCUGCUAAGCCUGAAGCUCAUCCCCUCUGAGCCCUGCGAUCCACUGAACUCUGCUUUGAGGGAUCCCUUGGAUGGUAGGGCUUCCCCAAAGGACCCUCCCUCAGAGGAGCAGGAGGGAGUGUCGGUGCUCUCUGGGGUCAUCAAGAGAUCUUCUUCCGUGGUCUCCGAUUCAGGCAUUGAGAGUGAGCCGAGCUCUGUCGCUUGGUCCGAGGCACGAAGCAGGGCCCCGGAGUUACCCAGCGACCGGGAAGCCUUGCAUCAUCUGCUUCGAAGACACGGCCUGCACAGGAACUCCUUGGAGGGCGGACACACGGAGAGCAACACGAGUUUGCCGAGCGGGAUCCAGGCGUCCCUCACCUCCAUUAGCUCUUUGCCUUUUGAGGAGGAGGAACGGGAGUUGGCCCUCACCAAGUUGACCAAGUCCGUAUCUGCACCCCAGAUCAGUAGCCCGGAGGAGUCUGCUGGAGACACAGACGCCGUGCAGCAAGGUGGACCUCUUGCUGAAAGUUGCACCGUGCCCGUCAAGACCAUAGACUCCCCGGGAUCCAGGACGCGGGACGCUGGGGCACAGGUGGUUUCAGGUGCCGACAACCAGCAGGGCCCCGGUUACAUAGACAUCCCCAAAGGUAAAGAGAGUCAGUCUGAGCCUCAAGGACCUUGCUGUCUUGAUGGCAGGACGGAGAACCCUCCAGGUGUGGAAACCAAAGGUCUUCAUUUAAAAAUACCGCCUAUCAUAGCCCUUGAAAACCCUGGGAAUGGAUCUUUCCCUAGAGUACUAAAGGAGACCCCAAAGGGCAUGCCUGAGGACUUGAAACUGGAGAAAGGAGCUCGUUCCCACAGCAGCAUCUCAGAUGAUGAGACUGUUGCCCACCGUACGGUGCCUGCGUUGAACUAUGCCGCAGUCACUGACGCCGUCGACCUGGGCUCAGCAGGCAAGCAGAGCAGCUCACCUUGUAUCAUGGACGAUGCAGAGUUCAGCAAGGGAGCCAAUGCUGUCCUGGAGGCUGGGCGUGAGGCGGGCACUGCGUGCCCCACCGUGACCCACUCCGUUCACUCCCAGGUCUUAGGAGACCAAGAGCCAAGGGCAGGCACUUCCGUUAUGGUGUCCCACCUGCCCCCGGCAGAGACCUUCACCCUGGACAGCCUGAAAGCCGUGGAGGUCGUCAACCUGUCCGUGUCUUGCACUGCCACGUGUCUCCCUUUCUCGUCUGUGCCCAAGGAGACCCCUGCCAGGGCCGGAUUCGCUUCCAAACAGACCCCAUUGCCCAUCACUCACCAACCUUUGGGUUCCUUUGGAGUCGUUUCCACUCAUUCCAGCAAGUUGGAGGAAGAAGUCAGUGAGAGGAUGUUCAGUUUUUAUCAGGCCAAAGAAAAAUUUAAAAAAGAACUGAAGAUUGCUGGAUUUCUGUACAGUGACUUAUCUGUACUAGCUUCUGAUAUACCGUAUUUCCCACCAGAGGAAGAGGAAGAAAAUUUGGAAGAUGGAAUUCACCUGGUAGUCUGUGUCCAUGGCCUAGAUGGGAACAGUGCAGACCUCCGCCUGGUGAAGACUUUCAUAGAGCUGGGACUUCCUGAAGGAAAGCUGGACUUCCUAAUGUCUGAAAAGAAUCAGGUGGACACAUUUGCAGACUUUGAUACCAUGACAGAUCGCUUGUUGGAUGAGAUCAUUCAGCACAUCCAGCUGUACAACCUCUCCAUAUCCCGAAUUAGCUUCAUUGGCCACUCCCUCGGCAACAUCAUCAUCCGGUCGGUCCUAACGCGGCCCCGGUUCCGGUAUUACCUCAACAAACUGCACACAUUCCUGUCGCUGUCCGGGCCUCACCUGGGGACCCUGUACAACAACAGCACGCUGGUUAGUACAGGCUUGUGGCUCAUGCAGAAAUUAAAGAAAUCCGGGUCCCUUCUGCAGCUGACCUUCAGGGAUAAUGCUGAUCUACGCAAAUGUUUCCUCUACCAACUCAGCCAGAAAACAGGUCUGCAGUAUUUUAAAAAUGUCGUGCUGGUAGCUUCUCCCCAAGAUCGCUACGUGCCAUUUCAUUCAGCCCGGAUCGAGAUGUGCAAAACUGCCCUCAAAGACAGACACACGGGGCCCGUGUACGCGGAGAUGAUCAAUAACCUUCUGCGCCCUCUGGUUGAGGCCAAGGACUGCACUUUGAUCCGACACAACGUGUUCCACGCCUUGCCCAACACUGCCAACGCCCUGAUUGGCCGCGCCGCCCACAUCGCCGUGCUGGACUCAGAGCUCUUCCUGGAGAAGUUCUUCCUGGUGGCGGGGCUCAAGUACUUCAAGUAGUAGGGGGCGGGGGCCUUGCCGGAAGCCUGGCGAUCCGCGAGAGCUUUAGCUGAGACGUCCUUGUACAGCCCGCUGCCACUCCAGGAAGAGCUCGGAGAGGAAGGCACCAAGGCAAGGAGGGUGGGGUGGGACCGGCCAUUCGAGGUGCUUCCAUUUUGGAGAUGUGGGAAAGCUGAACCAGUACAGUAACGCAGAAGACAAGACUUUGCCCGAACCUGUCUAGCCACCUGGAGUCUCCUUCAAGAUAUGGAGGGAGACUAUGACAAAAUAAAACAACAGAAUACUUGGGAGUUGGCGAGCCCACCUUUUUAUCCACCACCGGCUCCCAGAGAGAUCGUUCUUGAUUUACUAGGUUUGUCCAGUAUGUUUCUAGCUCAUAGCUUUAUCAUUCUGAUUCAAUUAAGUGCAUACAAGCAUUUCAGAACUCAGGUUAAUCUCUGUGCAGAAGUGGAACAUAUUUGUGUACAUACAAUCCUCGAUAGAUUCACAUGUGCCACUCGUUCGAGACAGUGUGAUGCCCACGCGAUCAUUCUCUCCUCAUGUCUUCUCAACAAGGGGCAAAGGAAUGCUUUAUAAACUCCACUUCUGUUUCGUUAGAAGCUCCACUUCUGUUGGGUGAUGUAAAGUAUGGGCGGGGGGUAAUGGUGAUGCUCUGAUGCAGGUUUGUUACAAAGAGAAGUAACUACAGGGGACGAGGUGAACUCAUUGCUUCACCUGCUUCUCCAGACUGUCUAUGCAGAGCCCUGGCCCACAGGUUACUUCUGUGAUUGCUUAAAUCUCUGUCUGUAGUCAGGAAAACGGACUUAGGGUAAAUCUAAGGGGUAAAGCGGAAGGGGGAGCUGGGAUUAAUGCACAUGCGUCAGGCUUCUGCUGAUACACCUCCAAAGAAAUGCUGUGUUAGCAUUUGAUGCAACUGCAAAAAAAAAAAAAUAAUAAUACAAAUAAAACCAUUACCAUGGCCAGCCGCUGCUUCUCUCCGUGGAAGGAGAAACAUCUAAACGGAGGAGUGCUGGAUUACAAACCUCAGGGGAGCUCUAAGAAGGUGCUGGUUAUCUUUCCAUAGAAAUGUCUUCUUGCCUUAGGAAAAUAAAGGGCUAGGAGAGGUCACCAUUGAUAAAAACCAAUGGACGACAGGGACAACAGUGAGAUCAGAGAGGAGGACAACAGCCAGAUUGCGGACCCAGCUUAAAUAGUUAGUGGCAAAUGACUUAAGGGAAGUUUUGAAAAUCACCGGGAUGUUUGAUAUGGUCUCAUAGACUGUGUAGACUCUUGGCCUAAAGGAAGGCCAGAGAAUCACCUAGUUGUACUAAAGGAACACGUGGACCAGGACAGUAGGGAUGAUUAACACAGAGACCCAUCUUCAGGAGACAGAGGCUCCUGUUUCUGCAAAAUCCCCUUCUAAAGUGUGGAAAAUCACCUGCGACCAGAUUCCCGGUCCCAGCACCUGGACCGUGACCUUGGGUCACCAGUGCCAUGGUCAUAAAACCAAGCAGAUCUUGGCUCAUCUGAUAUUUUAGUCCUCACAUAUUAACAGUGCGACUUUACAAAACAAAUGCAGACCAACGAGAAACCAAUGCAGAUGGGCAACUUUGCAGGAUCGUAGACUCCUGGGUUCCUUGUGAAAGGAGAAGGCGGGUGCGGGGGGUGGAGUUGAAUGAGCCACAAAGGCAGACUUUCACACAACGGAGUUAGGGCUUCUCUGUGGGUCUUCUGCGAACUUUCUCUGUGUCCUAGGCUUAACCCGUAUGGGAUCAGUAAGUCCUGAGGGUCAUUUUCCAAGUUCCCGAUGUACAUAGACUCUGAUUACUCAACGAAUGGUGCCGACCCAGCGUAUAACCCAGGAGGAAUCCGUUCCCGCAGUGGAGCCCAUGAUGUGGUGUUUCCUGGUCUAGACGAGUGUUCAUGGUCAGUGCAGGACUGUACGUUUGUAGCAACUUCUCCUUUUUGGCCAAAUGCAGAGCCCCUCCGAUGAGAGCAUUUCAUUUUGUGUUUCCAACACCCAUCAGCAAAGCUCGUCACUCCCUGGUCAUUUGCAGACCGUGUAGCCAGUGGUUAUGGAGCCAGGGGGAAUCUGAUGACCAUCGUCUUUUCCAAUAACCAGAUGCCAUUUUUAACUUCAAUAUGCUGUCUGGACACGGUAAGAACUAAUGGCAAUAAACGUCCAGCUGCAUGGUGCACCCCUCUUUUACAGGGGUGAUCUACUGUCUUUGUAAACCCUCUCUGGCCUCUGAGCAUCUAUUAUAUUGUGUAGAAAUUACAUCUCUAUAUUGUAAAUAAGAGUGUCCAGUGUUGUGCGUCAUGCCUCAUUUGAAAGGCUUUUUUAUGUCUCUUUCUAUUGAAGUAUAGAUAUCUAAUAUAUAUAUAUAUAUAUAUAUAUAUAUACACACACAUAAAUAUAUAUAUAUAAAAUGUAAAACAGGGACAUUAUAUUAUUUAUUAUAAAAAUUAUAAACAAAAUGCCUGCCAAGAUAAUGGUCUAGUAUGUUUUCAUUCUCAGCGUAUUUUAUGUUUUUUGUUUUUACGAUUUGUUAAGUCUCUCAGAAGUAGUUAGAAAUAAACAUCGCUACUAUUGAGAUCAACUGGAAUUGGUUGUUCACAAGCCAAAUAUAUCCAAGAAGCAGGCGUGAACCUAGCGUCACCUAGGGGCAGGACUAAUACCUCGAUGGCAGGUUGAAAGCUCUGGAGAAGGUGAGCCCCAGGGAGAAGGAGGGGAGAGGAUGGGCUCCUGCUGGUGACCGCGCUCCCCAGGUGGGUGCAGGGGGACUUCCGGCCAUGCCAGAUGCGAGCAGAGAUAGAAGGCACAGUCCCUGCCCUUGAAGAACACAGCCUUGUUAUGAAAACCGGAUAGAUGGAAGGUGAGGCACGGGCAGGUGCAAGGCAGUGCUGGAGGGCCGGUCUUCAUGGCCUGGAAAAGGAUGUGAGUGAGAUAUUUGCUCUGCAUAGCUGGUCACCGCCAAGGGCGCUCAUUCACCAAUUCAUUCCUUCAUCGUUUCAUUCAUUCAUCAUUUCAUUCAUUCAUCAUUCAUUCAUUCAGCAAGUGUGUCUUGAGGGCCUGCUGUGCUAGGAGGUCCAGGUAAGAUUGAGCAGCUCAUAGUCUGCUCAGAUGGGAAGGUGACGUAGGUCGGCACCCCCCGGGGGUAGGGAUCAGAAUGUGCUCAGAGGAGAGAUACGCAGCCCACACUGGAGGUGUGUGGGGUCAGGAACAGCCUCGUGCAAGGUAGGAUGUCGAAAGCCAGACACAGGGCUGAGUAAGGCUUGGCCUGGGGAAGAUGGGUUGUAGGGAACCCCCCGGGCAGGGAACGGAAUGACCGAAAGCCUCGAGGAGAGAGGGCCAGGACCUUCGGCACACUGGACGGGCUUAUGGAGACUGUGUCCGGGUCCCAGAGUGACAGAGCAGGGGCGUGAGAGGUCAGCCACCACGCCAGACUCUCUUCUCCUUCAGGAGGAAAUUUUUGCUGUUGACACUAGUAGGAGAGUUUCAGAGGCGGGGCCUCUGUCAACCCUGUGUUCAUGUCCUUCCCCUGGAUUAACUCCUAGGACAGACCCAACCCUCUGUCUUACGGGACGCCCAGGGCCACGUCUGCUCCCCCCGGCUCACUUCCGAAGACAGUGGACGUGUCUUCCCGGCUUCUCGUGGAGAGAAAGCUGGAGGGAAUGGCAGUUUGGUAAAACUAUUGCAAUUAUCAUUAUUGUUACGAUUUUCUGCUUUUCUCCUUUUCUUUUCGUGCAUGGAAACAAUCAGGUGAGAUUCCUGCACUGGUAUUUGGGGUGACCACACUGAUCGCUCUUGAUCAUUUGAUUUUUAUUUUUUUAAGUCUAUUUAUUUAUUUUGAGAGAGACAGAGACAGCACAAGCGGGGCGGUGGGGGGCAAGGAGAGAGGGAAAGAGAGAAUCCCAAGCAGGCUCUGUGCUCUCAGCGCAGAGCCCAACAGGGGGCUUGAACUCCUGCAACCUCGAGAUCAUGAUCUAAGCCCAAACCAGGAGUCAGAUGCUCAACCGACUGAGCCACCGGGCGCCCCGAUCAGAUGAUGUUUAUGUGGGCGGGGAACGUACGGAGCCCUUCAUUGACAACUGCACAAUCUGCAGCCCCACCAGGUUGAGGUAACUUGCCCAGAGCUACAGCCCUUCAUUUGGUCGUGGAUAUUUCCUAACAGCUGCCCACGGACCAGGCAUGGGUCACAAAGCACAAGGAAACAAAAGCAAAGCAGCCCCUCUUGAUGGAGUGUGUGUGAGAGGGGAGGGUAGAAUGCAGAAAGCCACAGGCAUGGUGAGGUGGCAAAGGCCAGUUCGGAAGGAGCCCAUGGGGCUGGGGGUGGUGGUGGUGGUGCGCCAACACAGUAUGUGAAGGGGAAGGAACAAACUAGAAAAUAGCGUGUUAUCCAGGUUUUUCCGUGAAGACCGAAAACAUUGAAAAGGGCUAGGAUGUGACCAAGUAUCAGUGAGCCCUCACUUAUGCGAGAUGAUGGCAUCCCUCCAAGUCAUACCCAUUGAAUUGAAAGUCUGCUCUUGGGACGCCAUUUGAUUGGGUUUCAUAGAGUAUAUUUCUGAGCAUUGGCGAUAACCGGGGCUGCUGUGUACCGUUGCACAGGUUCUGUAAAAACACAUGGCAAUGACACAGAGAGGGAGAGUUGUGGUUUCUUGUGUCAUUCGUGUGAGGUAUCCAUUCCAACACCCUUAGGGAGGAUGUGUGUCCGUCUUUAACUGAUGGAGCAAAGCAGCAUAUGCUAACACCUGCAUCCAUGUCGUUUGUUUCUUCUUUUUUCAUUUGCUUCCUCUUCCCAUGCCUUAUUGAGUGCCUAUUUUGUGCUGGGUGCCGAACUGGACUAUGCAGCUAUUAGCAUAAAUCAUGCAAUCCUAAAUAAACACUAAAAGGGUCUAGGGGGGGAUAAUAAAAUUUACUGUUUAAUUUUUCACUGUUAGUUUUGAAAUUAACGCCAUGGGACCUCCACGUUGGAGGAGGAACAAUGAAUUUUUCCUCCAGGCUCUGUCUGAUGGUUAGAAUCCUCAGCUUUGCCCUUCUGGAAUCCUCCGGAUUGUGCACACGGGUCUCCAUCCACGUGUCACAAAGCAGGGAUGAACUUCAGUGACGUUACAAGUCUUUCUGUGUCCCUUCCUCCUUUCCUUUUUCUUUUGUUCUGUUACUUUUUCGUUCCCUUUUUUGGGGGGGGGGGAGGGCUUUGUCCGUGGUACCUCAGCAUGAUGCAUAAUGCUAGAGAUGUCUCUAGAAAGUGCUAUUAAAAAGCUAGCACAGCAAAGCCAUUCCCUUCCCGCGUCUUUUCAGGUGAAUGGGAAUAAUAUGCUUUGCUUCACAGUGGGCUGAACUCUCUACACCAAUUUUCAUUUUAGGGAAAAGGGCCCCGGUGCCUUCUGUCCCACAAAGGACUAUCCCCGGUCUAGAGCUGGACUUCUGGACCAAAUGUCAAUGUGUGGAUGCUGCUGAGUCAUGCUUCGUUAAUGUCUGAAACAGGCUGUUUCCCAUUUGUGAUCUCUUCACAGCCACGGUGUGAGGUGCAGAAUGUGUGUGCUUUCAUUCCAUAGAUGUGGUUGUGAUUAUAUGGCUUUAAAAUCGUCCUCAGACUCAAGCCUUCAUGCUUCAUCACAGACUCAGAGCUUCUGGAGCUAAACCAAACCUCAGCUCUGAUCUGCUCCUUUUUACCAAAUGAAGGAGCAAAGGAACGGGAACAGCGUGCAGGGCUCCACGUUUGUCGGCGAGGACUUUCACGCAGAGGAUUUCGUUUCACAGCCACACAACAUACAAACGAUGCUGGUUACACUUUACUUAACAAGGGUCUCACGGCUCAGGAGAGGCGGACUCAAGGUUUGGUCCCCGAGCCUCUAUGUCAUCUGUGAGGCCGUGAUUCCUCCAACCCAGAGAAGUUCACAAAUCGCAAAAGCCACCCAUCUUGUGAAAAUCCAUGCCCGGGCUCAGUCUGCAUUGUCUAAGCCACACUCUUGUGAGCUUUCCACUAGAACAUAAUGCUGGAGGAGACACCUUCCGAGCCAGCGGACUGGAUGGCAGACAGCAUGGUUCUGUGACAGAGGUGGGCUUAGAAAGUGUGGUCAGUGAGCACGGUCUGGUGGUCGGCUGGCCUUCUGUGUCCCUCCGCCACCAUCUUGAGGCUCUCAGUCCCGCUAGCCCACAUCCACUCUUCCCAAAUCGUAAUGCCUCUCCUUCCACUGUUGUGCUAGACUGCCCUCUUGCAUUUACACCUGCUACUCCCACACUGGAAUAUUCACCCGGGGAUCAAUUCCUGUGCUGUGGGCUUCAAGCAUGCACCAGAUGCUUCGUGGCCUGUUCAUCCCUGCUUCCCGAUGAAUCUGGGCUCCUUGUCCUACCGUCAGAGAUACGUUUUCUUAGGAUUCCAGGAACCGCUCCUUUCUCAUUCAUUGUCACGAUGUCAUCUGUAUCCUUGUAGGUCUCCCGCACGUGUACAUGCUUUUUGGGAGCAGGAACCAUGCAUAGACACUGUGUCCCUGCUGCCCUCACCAUUGCCUGGCACGGAGUUGGGGUUCAGCAAGUAUUUUCUGGAAGGGCUCGUUCCUCUUCGGAAGCUCACGUUUUCUUCUCUAACCCCUUCGCCAAUCCAUAGCAGCUGAUUCUGAUGCAGGGAGGGUUUGACAUUGGUCCAUGUUUCCCCUGUAACCUUCCGAAUCUGCAAGAGCAAAGUAGUUUCAUGAGCUCAGACAUCACAUUGGAAGUUUUACUUAAAUGGGAAGAGCCAUUAUGUCUCCGGGGCAUGCUUUUAAGCCAGUGGGGACGGGGUCAAGUUUCCUUAGCUAUAAAAUAGAUCUGAAAGUACUUUAAGAGAUAGUUGAGGGGCAGAGGAGAAAGGGAAAACAGAGUCUGAAACAGUGGCUGUGUCGAGUGGGUGUUUUAAAAUUUGGGGGCGGGUAGCUUAGGAAUGUUUUAUGGCAAAAAUUUGGCUAGAGGGAAUUUUCUCUGUAAUACACUGAGAAACUUUCUACACAGCCGGCCUCAAAGUGAUUCGUACAUGAUGCCUUGCGGUGGGGGGAUCGCCUAUGAAGUGUCAGGCUUAAGCUUCCAGCAUUCAGAACGUUGCAUUGUGAUUCCAGGGGCCUCCAAGGUGGAGUUUUCCAGCUCAGUUCAGUACCUAAUUAGAUGAUCUAUGGAGUAAAGCUGUUUUCUUGCUCAGGGUAGCGUUGUUGAGCGGUAAGAAAAGGCAAGGACUUGGCACACAGCUGAGAACAAUAUUACAUUAAUGUAAGACUCUGGGAAGUUUGAAUUCUGUAAAUGUCACUCAGAAUGUUUUAAUUGCAUCGAACUGAGAAGACAUCUUGAAAUGUCUUUUAGCCCAAGGUUAAAUUUACCGCGUUUGGGAAAAUACCGUUUUAUGCUUCUUGUUCCGCAAAGUUUAAUAAUAAUCCAGGUACGUCCGGUAACCGGCACAUGUCUUUGUUUGUUUGUUUGUUUUUCCUUUAAAGAGAGCACUUCAUUUUGUCCCACCUACUGUCUUGUCUGAAUGUAACCUCAUAUGAAAGUCUGUGAUUUUCGCUUCAUUCACCGUUUUCCUGUAACUUACUCCCGAAUGCAUUCCUUUUCCAACACUGUUUAGUCUCUGCCUGGUUCUAUACUAAGCACCAGUGACUACACAAAUUUUUCAGACAGGACCCUGCCCUUAAAGAAUUUAUAAUCUAGUAGGGGGAACAGACACCCACAUAAAUGGAAGAAUGUUCGUGUAGAUAGAGUAAUGAGUCAAGAGAACACGUAGGAAACAUUGAGAAUACCAUCAACCCAGUGCCCAUGAAGACAGAUCCCUCCUGGCAUGGGAGUCUGGGCAUCUCUACAGGCUCUGGAACAGAAAACCAGCCCCAGUGAGAUGCUGUGGUGAUCUCUGCCAUGCCACUCAGGUAGAAUCUCAUAGCUUCGUUGGGGCCACCAUCCCCAGGUCAGCGUCAAGUUAGGAAAGUCACAAAGGAGAAGCUGGAUGGUGCGUGUGACAGCCCGACCUGUCAAGAAACACCACCACUUGAGCGGCAUUGUCCCCACCCGUCUGUUGUCCAAAGUCACUGGACACUCUGUGACUAGUCUUACCUCGUCUUACUACUUCUUUUCCAAUGAAUAGACCAACAUCGCUUAUCAAAUAGACAAAAGGCACAGCAGUAGUGUCUGUGAGCAAUGUCACACUCAGAUCUGACUCCCAGAGCGAGCCUGUGGCUUGUGUCUGUUGAUCAGCCCGCACAGGAUUCUGGAGUUUAUUUUAUUUUAUUCCAGGUUUCUUUAGUUUUCCAAUGCGACCCUCUACAUUGCAGAAGGCAAAGAGAGGCAGGGUCUUUUGCAUGGUCCCUUUCUCUGAAAAAGAACUUGAAUGUACAGCUUGAUGUCACUGUGAACUCCUAACGCGUAUCUAUUCUGGUGACGAUGUCUGUAUACAACGAUCAUCGUCUCCCGUGCACACCCUCGCACACUGUCUGCAAAACAACGAUAGUGAAAUAACAAAGUCCAUAGUGCCAAUAUAAUCCCACUAUUUUUCUACAUUUGCUCUUUGGUUGGCAUUUUGUGCAGCUCGUGAUGUGUAUAGAUGAUGAACAACAACAAUAAUAAAAUCUUUGGACUUUC
Molecule: messenger RNA, 13147 nt
Organism: Neofelis nebulosa (Clouded leopard)
Lineage: Eukaryota; Metazoa; Chordata; Mammalia; Carnivora; Felidae
Gene: FAM135B
Product: family with sequence similarity 135 member B
Exons: 20
Coding region: 394-4569 (1391 amino acids)
Source: RefSeq, a predicted model, not a curated record